Thunnus maccoyii (southern bluefin tuna) is the source of this 5849-nucleotide messenger RNA. RefSeq names its product IQ motif and Sec7 domain ArfGEF 3b (gene iqsec3b). The record is from RefSeq and is a predicted model, not a curated record. Gene Ontology annotation, molecular function: protein binding; guanyl-nucleotide exchange factor activity. Bases 533 to 3916 code for a protein of 1127 amino acids. Gene Ontology annotation, biological process: regulation of ARF protein signal transduction; actin cytoskeleton organization. The transcript has 15 exons. Lineage: Eukaryota; Metazoa; Chordata; Actinopteri; Scombriformes; Scombridae.
UGGCGACCUGUGGUAAACUAUAUCGGAAAAUAGAAUAGACGUGUGCUGGGAAAAAAAUAUCUUCAGAUUUCGUGUGCAGUAAAUCACACACUGGCUCAAAUGUUGAACCUCUUUAUACAGCCUAUAGGGUGCGAUCUUGCUCUGGAGUUUUCUCGUGCCUGUGCGUAAUGACGCAUUCGUCCUCCAGCGCCUCUCCUCCUCCCCUCCUCCCUCCCUCCCUCCUGUCACAUCUGGAUCUGGCUCCUCUCAUCAGCACCACUCAGCGCAGUGAGAGAGAGAGAGAGAGAGAGAGAGAGAGAGAGAGAGAGAGAGAGAGAGAGAGAGAGCGGAGGGAAGGAAACGACCGGAGAAGCGGAGGCUGGCUCGGUCGGUGCAGCCUCAUUCACAACCGAGCAAAAAAAGGAGAGGAGAGUGGAAGGACAUCUCACCUUCUCAUCCGCGCUCACGGAUAUUUUUGUAUCCCAGUCCUCCAUCCGUCAUUCCAGCUUCUUUUCUUCUUCUUAUCCUUCUCAUCCCUCUUCUUGUCUUGGAUAUGAUGAGCUCCAGCCUGCUGGAAAACCCGGUGCAGGCGAUUCUGUACCUGCGGGAACUCACCACCAUCGUCCAGAACCAGCAGAGUCUCAUCCAGACCCAGCGCGCCCGGAUAGAGGAGCUGGACCGGCGGGUGGACGACCUCAUCGGCGAAAACAGGCACCUGCGGGACGUCAGGGUACAACAGCAGCAUCCUUACCCUCACCACCACCACCAUCAUCAUCACCCCGACCCCAGCUGCCUUCAUCAUCACCAUCACCCUCAGGACCCUAGUGCGGGGUCUCUGCCAGACCAUGCGCCUCCAACAGCACAGGUCGAGGCGGCUCCGGGGGUUCAGCCGUCGCCUCCACAACCUAUGGACCCAGGAGACAUGCAGCUGGUCCCGGCCGACCCGUCCGUGGUUACCCCGGUUGAAAGUGACCCAGAAAACGAUGGAAGUUGCCCCAGCUGCCGCUCUUUGGUUCCGAUGACCUCGACAACCCUUUGUCGAUCCUUGGCCCUGACUAAGAAAUCCGAGAGCGAGACAGUGCUGCAUCAGUUUUGCUGCCCCGCCCCUGAGCAUCCUGAGGCUGACACCACCGGCUCAUCCGGUGGACAGAUGCUGAGCCUGGAGGAUGGAACGUCCUCCAGCAGACAGGAAGUUGAGGGCACCAAGAGGGAGGGCCCCAGCGAGUACGAGAUCACCCUGGAGAAUAAAAACAAACAGAUAGAAGAGUUGGAGCAGAAGUAUGGAGGCCAUCUCAUAGCGAGGCGGGCCGCCCGUCGCAUCCAGACAGCUUUCCGUCAGUACCAGCUUAGCAAGAACUUCCAAAAGAUCCGUAACUCACUGUCGGAGAGCAAGUUGCCCCGUCGGAUCUCCCUGCGCCAUCCCAGCCCUUCAAGCCAAAACCGGAACAGCGCCCAGAGACACAGUUACAGUCUGCAUCCGGGAGGAGGACAGAUACCUUUGCGCUCCAAAACACCACCUCCGCCUCCGUGUCGCUCCACCUCUCUGCCCCCUUCUCCUGCCUCUGCCCCAGCAGCUGCUCCUCCUGCUGGCCCAGGCCCAGGACCAGCUCCAACUCAAACCCCUGGACAGACACUCACACAGCUGGAGGACUGCUUCUCUGAACAACUGCACUCCUUGGCCCAGUCAAUUGAUGAUGCCCUUCGUGGUUGGAGCUUGUCAGAGGGUGGAGAGGGGAAGGGCCUACUGAUGGACCCCGGGGCCCUUCGUGCAGCUGCUGAGAGUGCUUGUCUGCCCCGCAGUGCCAGUUCGCUGCUCAUGGCCUUCAGGGAUGUCACUGUUCACAUUGACAGCAAUAGCUCCUACACCAUCUCUUCUGCUACCACCACAACCACCACCUCUCUGGGCAACACAGGUGGAGGAGAACCUGGCAAUAGGAAAGCCUCUGUGAGUGGGAUGGCUGGGGGGGGGGAUGGCCAGUCGGCAGAGGGUGUGGAGCAAGAGUUUCCCGCACCUCCUCCCAGUGAGGAGCUGGAAAUGGUCGAUCCAGGAUCCAGGAGGGGUUCAGCAGUGCCAGCUCCGGGAGUAGGAGGGACGGAGGGGGAGAGUGGCUCAGACAGACAGGGGUCCACUUCCACUUCUACCUCUACAUCCACUUCCAUCUCCACAGCCCAGUCUAACCAGCAGCCUGCCCAGAUCUACACCCAGUACCAGCAGUACCACUACACUCAUCCUCAGCAGAUUCCAGGAGGACCGAGCCCCGAGGCCCUGCAGGCCCUGGUCGUCUCUCUGCCAAGAGAUCGCUGCCAGGACCCGGCUUCCUGCCGCUCACCAACCCUGUCCACAGACACACACCGCAAACGCCUGUACCGUAUAGGACUCAACCUCUUCAAUGUGAACCCAGAAAGAGGCAUCCACUUCCUGAUCACGCGUGGUUUCGUCCCAGACACAGCCAUCGGAGUGGCUCACUUCCUGCUGCAGAGGAAGGGCCUGAGCAGACAGAUGAUUGGAGAGUUCUUGGGAAACAGCAAGCUGCAAUUCAACAGAGAUGUUCUUGAUUGUGUUGUGGAUGAGAUGGAUUUUUCAGGCAUGGAGCUCGAUGAAGCCCUGAGAAAGUUCCAGGCUCAUGUUCGUGUUCAGGGAGAAGCACAGAAAGUGGAGAGACUCAUCGAAGCCUUUAGCCAGCGGUACUGUAUGUGUAACCCUGAUGUGGUGCAGCAGUUUCACAACCCAGACACCAUCUUCAUCCUAGCCUUCGCUGUGGUCCUCCUCAACACUGACAUGUACUCGCCCAACAUCAAACCCCAGCGCAAAAUGGGCUUAGAUGACUUCAUACGCAACCUAAGAGGUGUGGAUGAUGGAGCAGACAUACCCAGAGAGAUGGUGGCAGGCAUUUAUGAAAGAAUCCAACAGAGAGAGCUCCGCUCCAAUGAAGACCACGUCACCUAUGUGAGCCGUGUGGAGCAGUCCAUCCUGGGCCUGAAAACUAUCCUCGCUGUGCCCCACAGACGUCUGGUGUGCUGCUGUCGUCUGUUUGAGGUGCCUGAUGCCAACAAGCCUCAUAAACAGAAACUGUCCCAGCUCCAGAGAGAGGUCUUCCUCUUCAAUGACCUGCUGCUGAUCCUGAAAUUGUGUCCCAAGAAGAAAAGCUCAGCUUCUUACACCUUCUGUAAAGCUAUGGGUCUCCUGGGAAUGCAGUUUCACCUCUUCAGCAAUGAAUAUUACGCCCAUGGCAUCACCAUGCUGAGCCCAUUUACCUCAGAGAAGAAGCAGCUGGUGAGUUUCUGCUCCCCAAGCGGAGAGGAGCUCAGGAAGUUUGCAGAGGAGCUCCGAGAGGCCAUCGCUGAGGUCAAUGAGAUGGAGCAGAUACACAUCCAGUGGGAAUUGGAGAGGCAACAAGGCAUCCAGCCACACAGCAUACACACCAAUGGCGGGCAAGUGGACACACACACAGGACACGGCUCUCCCUCAGGCCAACAGGAUGUGUAUGAUAAAACAGGCAACAACAAUACAGUAGAGGUGUCAAUUCACAACAGGCUGCAGACCUAUCAACUGAGCCAGCCCAGCAUUGAGUCCACACCUCUGGCCCUGGCUGCGCCGCCCGCCCUGCUCAGUCCCGUUCAGCCCGGGGAGCUACGCCCAGAAACACUCAUCCAGUGUCAGCAGAUCGUCAAGGUGAUCGUCGUGGAUCAGAGUGGACGAGGGCGGAUGGAGGCCUUCCUCAGCCAAGGCCCGGCCACCCACCAGCUCAUCCAGUCGGCCAUGUCGACACCUGUGCGUGUCAGGGAGGGAGACGGCCCUCAGCCCCCGCUGCCGCCUCCCCCUCCCCCGUACAACCAUCCCCACCAGUUCUGCCCCCCUGACUCACCCUUGCCCCUCCACCACACCAUGCCUCUCACCCGCAGGCGCAACUCCAGUGGCUCCCGCAGCAUUGUCUGAAUCAUUGACUACUCUGUGGGCCCUGGGGGCCAGACAUGACCCUCACACCCGGACACACACACACUUGCUGGAGCACUAGUCGACUCACUUUGAAGGGUAAGAUAAAAGUAUAGCAAAAAAAAAAAAAAUAGGGAUAUACUGUAUAAGUUGAAUCAAGGGACAAAGGAAAAGGAAACCAACAAGAAUCUAUUCAUAGUCGUAACUGAGUGGUGGUGUUUUUGAACAUGGAGUAGUUUUGAUGCCAUUUUUGAAAGACAACUUUUCUUCUUUCUUUUGUCUCCAGCCGUACAUCACCCGGUAGAUGAUUGUGUUGUCUGUCUAGAUUUCACACUCUUUAAGAGAUCUUGUGACUUUGCAUUUUUAAAUGUCACCUGCUCAACAAAUGUGUUUCUGUCAGAAAAGCAAACUCUGGCAGCCCUGAAAGAACAUUGGAUUGCUUUAAAUAUGAAGGAAAAAAAAACUCUGUUUUGUUUACUUUCAGGGUUUUGAUGUUAUGUUCACACCUCUUUGUUUGGUCUACGUUUUUCAGUACUAGAUAACACACUCAGAAAGGAACAGUUUCAGCACAGUUAAACUAGCUUCUCCACACUGCCAUCAUUUUUGCUCAUCUCUGCAUAAAUGUGAAGAAAUAAGAUUACCAGUUUAUUUGUUUCCUUCAUUUUCUAGGGAAAAGAAAAUCGGUAUGAUUGAGGAAGGAGGUGCAGGAAAAGCUCUAACAUCUCUACCCUGUCAUGUACAGUAUAAUGUAGUAUGCAAGGAUGUUGCUGCUUGCUAAACUAACCUGAAACCAUAUCCCGGCGACAAUCAUAUUUUUCUGUGCUUCAUUUGCUGUUCUUGUGAGUUUUGCUGAACUCGUGCGAGCAAGUAUCCUCACAAUAGUGUGUGACUGCCCUGAUUCUGUGGCGUUUUGCUCUCACAGAGCUCAGGAAAGGAUCUGCUGCACUAUAACAUAUGAUAUCUGCACCUUUGAGUUGUAUUGAGAGCCGUGUGCUUGUGUACUGUGUGUUCAAUCUGCUUACUCAAGGGUGGCAGUGGGUAGGGCUGGUAAUUCAUCCAAAACAAGGCUAAUGAACCCCUUUCUCCCCUUGUACAUUAACUCCUAAUGGAUUAUCUAGUGUGAAUAUUGUUGUUACCUUUGGAUUUAGGCAAUAUAUCUGCCUGGAAAAGUCUAGCUUUAGUUUAAAAAUGAAUAAAAACGGCUCCACACAGGGUAGACCAAGGUCACCUUACAAAAACAUCAUCCCUUUCUCACAUAUUUUUCCCUUGCACACUGAAUAUAUUAUAUAACCAGAGAUGCAUUCCUUUACUGAAUGUUAAAUCAGGGGGAAAACGGAAGAUGUCCAUGAAAUAAUAAUUGAUUUCAUCACCAUGUUGUCUGUCUGUCCCGUGUCGGUGGUUCGAGCUCAAGCCAGUUUGUACAGCAGAUCACAAAUCAUCCAACUGAGACACACCGAACACGUCUUGUACCUUUUGCACCACAGAAUAUAUUGGAUAUAUUGUAAAUAGAUAAUAUAGAUUUAUUCUGAAAAAAGUGAUUGGUUUGCCCAGUGUAUGUAUCUACGUAUGUAUUUGUACAGAGAAGAUCUAGUUUAAAAGAGAAAAAAAGGAUAUAGUUAUUAUAGUUAUUAUUAUUCACAUUUAAUAUCAGGGGGUGUCCUAAAUCCUACUGCUACGAGAGACAGGAAACAGGCAGCUUUUAUAGAAUAUACUCCAAUUACCAUGGUAACACACACUGAUAUUAUUACAGAUCUACAUUAAUCAUUUAAUUACCAUGUCAUAUUAUUACAGGAUUAUUAAGAGAUGGCUGUGUCACCUGUUAGGGUGUGUAAAGGGCUAUGCUGUAUUGGUGAAUACGUACAGUAAAUCACAGGUCAUGCACGCACACAUACACAGUAUAUAUAUAUAUAUAUAUAUAUAUAUAUGUAUAUGCACA